AUGGAGACGGUGACGCUGCCGGCGGCGUUUCCGGCGGCGUACCGGCGGGUAUACCUGGCUAAAUUUGAGGGCGUGUCGAAUGGAGGCGCGCUGAAGGAGGCGCUGAUUGCCGUGUCCAAGACGUCCGCAGACUCAGAAGAGCGACGGCGCAUGGACUUUGCCUUUGUCGACGCGAGGCUGGUGCUCAGCCGGCGGCAGCUGCUGACGGCGGUCGUGCAGGCGGUUGUAGCUGCGGACCGCCUCUCAACGCGGUCUGAGGCGCCCGUAGGCAUGAAGACGCCGUCGAUCCACUCGGAGAUAUUGUGGACGCUGAACCCGAACAACAAUGUGGCCGAUGCGCUGCGCCAGUUUGGCGUGUCGGCCUCGACCGAGACGCUCAUCCUUGUGCAUGUGGGUGCACUGCCACCGGCUGGCCCGGACCCGGCCGCGCUCGUUCAGCACAUGGACGCGCUUGUGGACGGCACGCUCGUUGCUGGCGUUGAUGCGCCGACGAUGGCGUCGCUGGCGCUCGCGCCCGAUUCGCGCCGAUGGAAGGACGUGGGGAAGACGUACAAGCUGCAGGAUACGAGUGCGUUCCAGCAGCACGAGACGCAGGCCGUGGAAGCGCUCGUGUGCUCUACGGUGGCUACCAAGUAUGUAGGCGCAUAA
Malassezia sympodialis ATCC 42132 is the source of this 648-nucleotide messenger RNA. It is a transcript of the gene CGI121, whose product is annotated as Cgi121p. The record is from RefSeq and is a predicted model, not a curated record. Gene Ontology annotation, biological process: tRNA threonylcarbamoyladenosine modification. Lineage: Eukaryota; Fungi; Basidiomycota; Malasseziomycetes; Malasseziales; Malasseziaceae. Gene Ontology annotation, cellular component: EKC/KEOPS complex; cytosol; nucleus.